GAAUCCAAUCCAAGUCACGUCGACUUGGUUGUUUGAGUGAUUCGGCUGCAGUCUGCACUGCUCAAUAAUUUGGCAUUAUUUUGCCUCUUGAGGACCGUUGUUCCUGCGAUUUCUUCGGGUAGUUUACCGACGUACUCUAAAUAUGAAGUUGCUUACCCACAAUAUGAUGACGUCCAAGUGCAUCAAGGGUGUCAACGUAGGCUUUCCUCUCGGCAUCGUGGCCCAGGAGACCAAGGAAGUCUCGGUUGACUUCAACCCGGAGUUCGUGAGCCGUAUGAUACCCAAGCUGGACUGGGACGUCCUGUAUCAAGCCGCCGAAAGCCUCGGCUGUGCUGCGGACCUGCCCAAGAGUCUGGCUCCAAAUUAUGAACACGACCAGGACUUCUUGAAGCAGGCACACCAUGCACUGUUCGAAGUCGAGGUCAUCUCUGGAGACCUCGUGUGCCCGGAGACUGGAAGAAAAUUCCCCAUAACCAAUGGCAUCCCAAACAUGCUUUUGAAUGAAGACGAAGUCUAAAUGUCCAGCCUCGUUGGGUGGGACGUCGGUUUCGGACGCCAAACCUCACUCUCGGACCUUGUAAAUAAAACCUGUUCAACAUUGUA
Molecule: messenger RNA, 603 nt
Organism: Ixodes scapularis (black-legged tick)
Lineage: Eukaryota; Metazoa; Arthropoda; Arachnida; Ixodida; Ixodidae
Gene: Trmt112
Product: multifunctional methyltransferase subunit TRM112-like protein
Exons: 4
Coding region: 143-517 (124 amino acids)
Biological process (GO): peptidyl-glutamine methylation; tRNA methylation; rRNA (guanine-N7)-methylation
Molecular function (GO): protein heterodimerization activity
Source: RefSeq, a predicted model, not a curated record